Ilex paraguariensis (yerba mate) is the source of this 192-nucleotide messenger RNA. The record is from the annotation of a GenBank genome assembly. NCBI's taxonomy places the organism in Eukaryota, Viridiplantae, Streptophyta, Magnoliopsida, Aquifoliales, Aquifoliaceae.
AUGGUAGAGAAACAGUCCAUCACACAGCAACCUUCAGCAGUGCUUCCACCAGAAAUCAACUUAGAUUCUUGGUUUGCAAAGCAGACAACACUCUUGGUCAAGGAAGCUAAGACCCAUCCUUCAACAUCAAACCUGUCCUUCCUAGCCUUUAUCAUAAAAAACCAUCACUCUUUUCGUUCUCAAAUUAGGUAA